AUGGCCACCACAACAACAACAACAACAUCACCACCCCCUCAACUUCAACCCCAACAACCCUCAUCCCCCUCGUUCCCCUUCCCCCGCGAAUACUUCUUCCCCGCCUUCUUCACCCGCCAAACAAACAUCACCAUCCACCACGCCCAGCUCACAAAAUGGUCCGCCCUCAUCCUCGCCUACGCCCGCCACCACCGCCUCUUCCGCAUCACAAUCUCCGCCGCCGCAGACUCCGACCUCUUCUUCAACCGCGCCAUCGACCGCCGACUCAGCCCGCCCGACAUCCGCGAGGUUCUCGACUUCAUGCGCAAGGACGGCCGCGCAGAGUUCAUCCGCCCCGGCGCCAGCAACGGUGCCGCUGACGCCUCGUCGUCUUCUGCUUCUGAUGCUGCCAGUGGCGAUGUCGUGUUUUUGUACUGGCGGAAGCCUGCGGAGUGGGCUGCUCUUGUCGAGGCCUUUGUGGAAGAGACGGCGCAAAAGGGGAGCGUCUUGACCGUGUAUGAGCUGACAGAGGGAGAAAACACCAGAGGAACAGGCAAGUUGAACCAAGAGACUCCUAGUCAUAUAAAAUCACGUCACUCGAACCCAGCCAAGCGCACCUGUGCUAAUCAAGACUUGGCAGAGUUCCACGGCAUGGACAACCAAGUGCUCAUGAAGGCAUUGAAUAUCUUGGUCAAACGGGGAAAAGCUCAAAUCUUCGGCUCCGAAGACUCUCUCGGUGUCAAAUUCUUCUAA
Molecule: messenger RNA, 732 nt
Organism: Trichoderma aggressivum f. europaeum
Lineage: Eukaryota; Fungi; Ascomycota; Sordariomycetes; Hypocreales; Hypocreaceae
Exons: 1
Coding region: 1-732 (243 amino acids)
Biological process (GO): protein transport to vacuole involved in ubiquitin-dependent protein catabolic process via the multivesicular body sorting pathway
Cellular component (GO): ESCRT II complex
Molecular function (GO): structural molecule activity; protein homodimerization activity
Source: RefSeq, a predicted model, not a curated record